Molecule: messenger RNA, 1472 nt
Organism: Triticum dicoccoides
Lineage: Eukaryota; Viridiplantae; Streptophyta; Magnoliopsida; Poales; Poaceae
Exons: 2
Coding region: 181-1068 (295 amino acids)
Source: RefSeq, a predicted model, not a curated record
AAGAAACCUGGAUUGUGAUUGUGGAAAACCAAUUGGCCCUGGCAGAUCAGGAGAUAUGAUGAGAAGAAAUUCAUUGCCAGGUUCCCCCCAAACAAGAAGAUCAAGGAUUUGGUAGAGUACCCUUCCAUCAAUCUGAAAAAAGAAGGGGUGACUAUCUCAUUUAGUGAUUGGAAUGGAGAAAUGCCAGCCUAUGACUCCCUAGAAGAAACCUGGAUUGUGAUUGAAGGGCUGCCUCCCAAGUGGAUAUCUUGGUACAUUAUCACACAAGUGGCAACUAUGCUUGGUGUCCUGGUUAAUGUUGACUGGCACACCAUCUUCAGAAGCUUCUAUGAGAAGGUGAGGAUCCAAGUGGCUGUGAGAGACUCAACUAAAAUCCCCAGAGACAGGGUGGUGGAGAUCCACCAUGAACUUUAUUUGCUAAAGUUUUCUGUGGAGACUGAGUUAGCAAGUGAACAUGAUUCUGAUAUUCCUCCAGGCCCUGAUGACAACAACCCCUCUCAGAAAAAGCAUACCGAAGAUGAGUUUGAUACAAGUGAAGAUGAUGUGCUGGGAGAGGAUAUGGACACUGGAAAUAGUAACACCAACAUCAAGGACAAGCCUCCAGCUGCUGGUUCAACUGGUGCCAAGUCUAUCCAGAAGUGCUCCACUCCUGCUCCUAGAUCCAAUAUGGAAAAUUCUGUUUUCUCCAAGAUUCUGGGUGCCCCUAUGACCAAAAGCUUUCUUGAGAUAGUGAAGAAGCCCAAUGAAAACAUAGGUGGCCCUCUCCUGGAACUAUUUGAUGCUGCUGCUGAUUUGAGCAAACCUAUUUCUCAGAAGAGCCUUGGCACUAAACAGAAAUGGGGGCCUCUGGUGGCCUCCAGAGUUAACACCAAGAACAAGAGAGAUGGAAAACCUGCUCUUCAAAAAGCUCAGGAACUGAAACAGAUUAAAAAUCUGGAAGUGCCUAUUGUAAGAAAAGGUGACCUGGAGGAUAUAUGGAAAAAGGAAGAAAUCAAGGCCAGGCAGAGAUACAGAGAGAGACAUAUUGGAAGGAGACCUGAAUGCUGGCUACUUCAAAGCUAUAGCUAACCAGAAGAGGAGGAAAAAACAGAUCAUGGUGCUGAAAGGAGAUGAAGGUACUGUCUCUGAUCCUGAAGGAAUUAUUAGGAGAUGAAGGUGCUAUUACAAAAAUCUCUUUGGCUUCCAAGAUAAAAUAAAUAUCAACCUGAAAGAUGACUUUUGGGAAGAUGGUGAUAGGGUCACUGAUGCUCAUAAUAGUAUCUUAGAUGCCCCCUUCACUGAGCAGGAAAUCAAGGAGGCUGUCUUUGGCUCUUAUGCUGAAGGAGCUCCUGGGCCAGAUGGCUUUCCUUUUUUAUUCUACCAGCAAUUUUGGGACCUUAUUAAAGGUGACCUGUUUGCUUUAUUUGAUGAUUGGGAGAAGGGUGAUCUGGAUUUAUUUAGAUUGAACUUCUCCUUAUUAACUUUAGUCCCUA